Molecule: messenger RNA, 645 nt
Organism: Cercopithifilaria johnstoni
Lineage: Eukaryota; Metazoa; Nematoda; Chromadorea; Rhabditida; Onchocercidae
Source: the annotation of a GenBank genome assembly
AUGGCUGAUAUGGAAUUACAUGCAUUCGAAGCACGUCUGGAUACGAUGAUGGAUCAGUUAAGUGAAGAGUCCACGGAAUUAAUCAUUGAACGACCGCGAUAUGCCCAUGCAGUUAUGGUAUUUGCCAGUGGUGAUGAGCCGGGCGAAUUACUCACUGCUUCCCGAAUUAAAAUGCUGGAUCCGAUAUAUGUUCCGGUUAAAGCGUCAACAAAUGACCAUCAAAUUUUUCAUCAUUAUUCUGAGAAUAAGAAUGUUACUACAACAUCGGAAUCAGCGGAUGAUUUGAAUAAUUGUGAUGAAAAGAAAGAUUUUGAUUUGAUUACUGCAGUGAAGAUUUACGAUGAUGAAGAUAUCCAGAAAGCGCUAAAAAAAUUGGAAGAAUCUCGAAGCAUGCUUGAUGAACCGAUUAUCCUACCUCCUAGCAAUAAAUUUCUGUCAAACGGUUCUCAAUUUGAUUAUGCUAGUAGCAAUGGCACAGUAUGUUCGAAAACGCCGCAAAUGGCAAUCUAUCCCUCUGUGUCGUGGAUAUUUAAUCGAUCCACUUCAGAGAGACGUACUGCACUGAAAGAGGGCAAUCUCCUGUUUCCGAGUGAACUACGACAAGAACGCCGAGCACCGGUAUCGUCAGCUCGUAUAUUAUUGUGA